CCGGACGCCUCCGCGCGCCCCUUAAAAUUCCUUUCCUCGGCUUCCACCUUCGUAGAGCGGCGGCUGGCGGCGCGAUGGACCUGGCCGGGCUCCUGCUGGACGAAGAAGGCACCUUUUCUCUCACCGGCUUCCAGGACUUCUCGUUCCUCCCAGGACACCAGAAGCUGAGUGCCCGGAUCCGGAGGAGACUCUACUAUGGCUGGGACUGGGAAGGUGACUGUAGCCUGGAGGAGCUCUCCAGCCCAGUGGCAGACAUUGCUGUGGAACUCCUCCAGAAAGCAGCCCCAAGCCCUAUUCGCCGACUCCAGAAGAAAUACGUUGCUCACGUGUCCCGGGAGGCGUGCAUCUCCCCGUGCGCUAUGAUGCUCGCUCUCGUGUACAUUGAGCGGCUCCGGCACCGAAACCCUGACUACCUACAGCACGUGUCCUCCUCAGACUUGUUCCUGAUCUCUAUGAUGGUGGCCAGUAAGUAUCUCUAUGAUGAAGGGGAGGAAGAGGAAGUCUUCAAUGAUGAAUGGGGAGCUGCAGGGGGUGUGGCCGUGCCCACUCUCAAUGCCCUGGAAAGGGGCUUCCUGAGUGCCAUGGACUGGCGUCUCUACACUGACCCACGGGAGAUCUUUGAGGUGCUGAACUGGCUGGAAGGCUGUGUGGCCGAGCAGCAGGGGCGGCGGCGGGGCUGGUACACCUACACAGACCUGAGCGUGCUUCUGGAGCAGCCGGCCUGGCAGCUGGCCCUGGGCUCCCUGUGCCAGCGACUGGCAAAGCUGUCCUGCCUGUUAGCCGUGGCGUAUGUGAGCAGUGUGGCCCUGGCUGUGGCAUCAGUGGCUGUAAUAAACCAAUCACUGGGGCUGCCCUGUCGCCCCCACCACGGCCCCCCGCACCUCGGACUGACCUCCAGGUGCCUCUUGGAACGCUGCGGACCUUCCCUCCCGCCACAGUGCCUGCCACCCCCUGCCAACGCCUCCAGCUGCCAGGAUGGAGAUGUCAGGCUGCGUUCACUCUGGGGAAGUCUCCUGGCCUCACUGACUCCCCCACCGUUGCCUCCUCCUGACCCUCCUGCCCCUCCCACUCUUCUCCAUCACUGCCCCCUUUGUCAGAAGUUCCAGCGGGACUCCCCAACCUGCCGAGCCUGUCACCACCCCAAUCGUACGGUCCCCACUGGCCCCCCCAAGCCCUGGUACCGCACCCAGGGCCUGGCUCCACCCUGGCCCUGGAGCCCGAUGCCCUCUUUGCUGCCCCAACCCCAGCAGUGUUCCCUUUUCAGCAUCAUGGAGCUGGCCCGCCUCAAGUCUUUCAUUUUCCCAGGCUAGGAAGGGCUUUGAAGAGUGCUCUAAGAGGCUGGGAGUUCCUGAGAACCUGGAGGACAAGGCUUGAUUUAGAUCCUCUCUACCUUUCUGGGUCCUUGGCUGGUCCCCUGUCCUGGAUGAUGGCGCUUAAGGGGUUGUGGGGCAGGACUGAAGGUCACUCACUCUCCUGGGUCUCAGAGACCAGCUGGCUGCUUGGCGGGGUGGUGGUAGUGCCCGGGAAUGCUUCAGCUUGGUGACCACGGGCCUGUCACAGAUAGGGGAGAAGCUCCUGUCUCUUCACCGCUCCUGGGCUCGUCUAGACCUUUGCUUUUGAGUUCUCUAGGAUGGAAGUGUAAAGGUGGGAAUUGGGAGAAGUGGGGCGAGGAAGGGAGGAAGCACUGACCUGGGUCUGUGUGAUGUCCUUGAAAUAGGCCAGUCAGGGACUGACAGAGCCAAGGUGGGAGCUGCUGAGGGAAGGUGGGUGAGGUGGGCAGCCUUCUCCACACCCGUCCCUUGGAGGUAGUUUGAUGGAGCCAGAGACUGCUGGGAUCCUCCACCUUGUCCUUUUGCUUCCGGUGUUCUUAGUGCUCUGCUCCCAGACUUCUCUUUUCCCUUUUCCUGGGUGUUCUCUUCAUAGGUCUCUCUGGCUGCUGCUUUGUAUCUGGGUUUUUCAUGCUUUUGUAGAUCUGAGGUUUCAAUAAACAAUUUCA
Messenger RNA from Condylura cristata (star-nosed mole), 1996 nucleotides. RefSeq names its product cyclin Pas1/PHO80 domain containing 1 (gene CNPPD1). Gene Ontology annotation, cellular component: nucleus; cyclin-dependent protein kinase holoenzyme complex. Bases 75 to 1310 code for a protein of 411 amino acids. Gene Ontology annotation, biological process: regulation of cyclin-dependent protein serine/threonine kinase activity. The record is from RefSeq and is a predicted model, not a curated record. The transcript has 8 exons. NCBI's taxonomy places the organism in Eukaryota, Metazoa, Chordata, Mammalia, Eulipotyphla, Talpidae. Gene Ontology annotation, molecular function: protein kinase binding; cyclin-dependent protein serine/threonine kinase regulator activity.